Molecule: messenger RNA, 2841 nt
Organism: Leptosia nina
Lineage: Eukaryota; Metazoa; Arthropoda; Insecta; Lepidoptera; Pieridae
Source: the annotation of a GenBank genome assembly
AUGAGCGUUGCCUAUGUAACAUGGAAACGCCUACAACUGUUUCAUGUACUUCCAUUUGUACUUGUGAUUUCUUCGUAUGCGUAUGCGCAGGAGACACGAAUCGGCGUAGUCGAGAGCGAGCCAAAGUUCGGAGCGCAACUAGCCGCAGCGUUGGAUGCUGGUCUUAAGGAUCACGCACUGCAGGAAGCGAAAAAGCGAGACCGAGGGUCUAUUGACUCAGACGAGGCUGAUAGUGAAUUAUCAAACGUACGCCUUGCACCAGUGGAACCCCUGGAACCGCUUGCUCUUCACACACACAUCUGCAUUCAGGCCAACGAAGGAGCUCAAGCUGUAGCGGGCAGCGCGGGGAUAGCAGCGGCAGCAAGAUCGGGAUUGCUUUUACUACUUGCAGCGCCUAACGAAGAUGGGGAGAGCACCGCGCUUGAGCUGUUUCCGAGAAUGGAGGCACUUGCAGCAGCAGUGGCUGCCCUGUGUGAGGCAAAAGACUGGCGAGAAGCAGUUUUGCUGCACGCAGAUAGCGCGCGGGUAUUACCGAUGCUUCCAUUGCGGUUACGCGCCCGGCAACUGCCUCCACCUGAAGAUGAGGAUGCUUUAAGGAAUCUUUUAUUGGUGCUGAAGAAAUGGGGUGCAACAAAGUUCAUAGUGUGGUGUGAUGCAGAAUGUAGCAUUCGCGUGCUGGAUGCCGCGCAGCGUGUGGGGCUGCUAUCAGAACGACACUCUUACUUGUUUCCUGCCAUCGACCUUCCUACUCUGCCAUUAGAUGACUAUAGUCAUGGGGGUGCGAACCUAACCGGUCUUCGCUUGUUUGACCCGGAGUCACCUGCUGUCAUGGAAGCUAUGGCUUCUUGGCGGGUUGAGUAUACUAAGCGGCUAGGUGAAGCUAUCGACGAAGAAGAAGUUGAACAAAUAACGUCGACACCGCCAAGUGCAUUAGUAUUGGCAUACGAUGCCGCACGAAUCAUAGCCCAGGCCUUGGAUCAUUUGCGGCUGCCCAAUGUAGGAGAGUCAGGUUCUUGUGAGCACGGCGUAGCUGCCUUCCAUGCAGACUCAUUGCUCAAUUACAUCCGAGCGCACGAGUGGACUGGUGCAAGCAGCGCAACGGGUAUAUGGUGGGCUGCGGGCGGAGCACGCAUGCAAGUGGCACUCCAAGCGGGAGAAGUAUUCCCCGGGGGACUCGUGAAAGCUGCUGCUGACUGGCACGCACGGACUGGUCUCGUCUGGCGACCGAGACCUCCAGCGCCACCCCCGCCAUCGCACCUAAUGACGAACCGCACCUUCGUCGUUCUUAUCGCAGAAAAUAAACCCUACGUCAUGAGACAACAGUCUGCUGAUCGCCUUUCUGGCAACGAGCGAUAUGAAGGUUUCUGCAUUGAGCUAAUUGAAAGGCUGGCUCAACAGCUGCAAUUUAACUACACUUUCGUUGAGCAACCCGAUGGAAACUACGGCACCCGCAACAAGACAACAGGCGAAUGGAAUGGCAUGAUGAAGCGACUCAUGGAAGACAAGACAAUCGACUUUGCAAUAACGGACUUGACAAUAACGGCGGAACGAGAGGAAGCCGUAGACUUUACAACGCCCUUCAUGAAUCUAGGGAUAAGCAUUCUGUUUCGGAAACCUCAGCCGCCAGCACCAGCGCUGUUAGCGUUUUUACUUCCCUUUUCCUACGGCGUUUGGCUGUGGGUAGGAAUAGCUUAUGUGGGGACUUCCCUAGUACUAUAUAUUGUUGGCCGGCUGUGCCCCGAAGAAUGGCAGAACCCGUACCCGUGCGUCGAAGAGCCAGCGGCGCUCGAGAAUCAGUUUACGCUUGGCAACGCGCUGUGGUUCAAUCUUGGCGCAGUGCUCAUGCAGGGUUCUGAAAUUGCACCUGUGGCUUAUGGGUCACGAGCGGUCGCUAGCGCCUGGUGGGUGUUCGCACUUGUCAUUGUCAAUUCUUACACCGCUAACCUGGCCACGCUCUUGGGUACCAAGACUUCGAAUGAACUCAUCCACAACGUACGCGAUCUUGCUGAUAACGAACUCGGAAUUACCUACGGUGCAAAGGCGGGUGGCUCAACUUAUACGUUUUUCGAGUAUUCUACCGAAGAGCUGUACAAAAGAAUGUUCCAAAAAAUGAAAGACCAAGACAAUCCUAAAAGCAACGACGCCGGGAUCGACAAGGUUAUAAACGAAAACUACGCGUUCUUUGCCGAAUCGACGACAAUAGAAUACACGAUCGAACGGCAGUGUGAAGUGACGAUGGUCGGAGAAUUGUUAGACAGUAAAGGCUAUGGGUUAGCUAUGAAAAAGAAUUCCCAAUAUCGACACUCGCUGAACCUAGCGCUGCUAAACCUUCAAGAGCGUGGCGUACUACGGGAGAUGAAAUAUCGCUGGUGGCAAGAAAAACAUGGCGGCGGUGCUUGUCAGCCCAACGACGAUCCAUCAAAUGAAGAGUUGUCAAUGCGCAAUUUCCUCGGUCUGUUCCUGGUGCUGGUAGUAGGCUGCGCCUUAGGAGUGGUGGUGUCGUGUUGCGAUUUAGCCUGGACAGCGUGGCGACGCCCAAGAAAUCCCACUGCACCAUUCUCUUCCAGGUUCUGGUCCGAAUUGCGCUUCGUGUUUCGCCUGGAUCUCUCGGAGAAGCCGGUGCGCGGUCCGCUGACCCCACCACGGUCGUGCUCGACUCGCUCUCCUCGCUCCCUAAGCUCAGAGGGCCCAAAUGAAGAGCAGGAACCGGAACAAGAGCAAGAACAGGAAGAACCAGAACAGAGCCGGUCUCUGUCACGCCGGCGAGCAAGUGCGCGUCGUUCCUCUAUGCACAAUGCGAGUCUUCGUAUCGCUCGACACACCACUCCUACGCCGCGGUGA